Molecule: messenger RNA, 4177 nt
Organism: Salvelinus fontinalis (brook trout)
Lineage: Eukaryota; Metazoa; Chordata; Actinopteri; Salmoniformes; Salmonidae
Product: alpha-1,6-mannosylglycoprotein 6-beta-N-acetylglucosaminyltransferase B-like
Exons: 14
Coding region: 951-3287 (778 amino acids)
Biological process (GO): protein N-linked glycosylation
Cellular component (GO): Golgi apparatus
Molecular function (GO): alpha-1,6-mannosylglycoprotein 6-beta-N-acetylglucosaminyltransferase activity
Source: RefSeq, a predicted model, not a curated record
UAACGGAGGGUGAACAUCUCCGCUGCUGGAUGGACUAUCAGCGUAGCAUUUCUUUGAAGAGACAUUGGAAUAUGAGUAGUUUACAAAAAUAUUUGUUUUGAAAGAGCUACCGGACAAAUAGUUUUUACAAUAUGCAAUAUUAUAAAAUUACCAAUGCAAGGCAUGGUAACGAAAUUGUCUAUUUUUGCACAAUAAUUAUCUAAGUCAACAAAACUUGAAUUGAUAUUAAAUGUUACUGUGGCACAAUGUGUCUUAAACAAAAACCAUAGAUGGCGCUAUAACGAAACGUGUGCUUAAGGUAGCAGCCUAACUAUCAAACGCACCUCAAUUUCUCAACCCUCCCGAACCAGACACCCAAAAGCACUCGCGUGGAAAGGAGGUUGAGUAAAGCCCCCAAAGGAUACGGGGGACAAACGCUCUAACGCGCAUUAGUUCGUUGCUUUCUUCAGAGAGAAAAGGCACCCAAUAGACUUCGUUCUCUGAGUGUCCAGCAGUACAUAUUGGGGACAGGGAUUUUGGAGACCAAGUUGCAGAGAAAUCAACUGAUUCGGUCUACAUUUUCUUCCACAUCUGCUUUGAGGAAUGCUGCUCUAUUACGCGACAAACCAGACCAUAUCGUUCCAGUUACCCGGACAAUCUGCAGCGACUAAAAUCGAGCAUUUUUAUUUAUUUGCAAAGUGACAUAAAGCAAUCUAAAUCGUAGGAUUAAAAACAGACUUCGCUCAGAUUUCAAGAAGUCAGAACUCUGGUUUAAGAUACUGUUCGCGGAUCCAAUUAAACGAAAACUUAAGGAUCAAAUCUUACAUCUGACUAUUUUCUCGGAGUUGAACCCCUAAAACGCUGAAUCCCUAAAACGCAGGCGGCGUGCAGCAGUUUCAGCACCUAGUCGAGGCCCAGGUUGCGAGGUUAACGAUGUCGGGGGUCGCUUGUUUGGUUGCGUGUUUUGGGAAAUGAUUACUGGCAACAUCGACGGUAAAAUAAUGGUUAGAAGAUGGCUUGUGACGUUCAAACCUUUCAGGAUAUUUGUGGUGGGGAUCGGCUUCUUCAGCCUGUGUUUUCUAAUGACUUCCCUGGGGGGCCAGUUCUCAGCCAAGAGGCUUGGGGACUCCCCCUUCACCAUCCGGACAGAAGUGAUGGGGGGAGUGGAGUCUCGUGGGGUGCUUAGGAAGAUCAGUGACAUGCUGGAGGUGAUCCUGAAGAGGAUGGACAGCCUCUCCAAACUGGACAACAGCACCACCAGCGACACCCGUCGUCUGGAUGAACUCAGCUCAGCCAUCAACAGGUACGGUCUGGUUGAACUCAGCUCGGCCAUCAACAGGUACGGUCUGGAUGAACUCAGCUCGGCCAUCAACAGGUACGGUCUGGAUGAACUCAGCUCGGCCAUCAACAGGUACGGUCUGGAUGAACUCAGCUCGGCCAUCAACAGGUACGGUCUGGAUGAACUCAGCUCGGCCAUCAACAGGUACGGUCUGGAUGAACUCAGCUCGGCCAUCAACAGGUACGGUCUGGAUGGAGUGGUGGGCUUAGGACAGGCAUCUACCUUCCUUGUCUUCCCUUUUUCUCACUCACUCUUUCCUCCUCUCUUGUUGCCCGUCCUCCUCUAUGCUCUUGUUUCUUUUCCUCGUCAUUUCUUCCUCCUUUUCUUCCCUCCUCAUCUUUUUCCUCCUCUCUUGUUAUUCUCUUCAUACCCUUCUCUUUCUCUCCCCUUUUGGCUGCCAGGCAGUCUUUCCAUCCUGGUGCACGUGGGCUUCCUGACAGAGGAGUCAGGGGACGUGUUCAGCCCCAAGGUACUGAAGGGAGGUCCCCUGGGGGAGAUGGUCCAGUGGGCCGACAUCCUCACAGCCCUCCACGUCCUGGGACACAACCUCAAGAUCUCCAUGUCUGUCAAGGAACUACAGGGAUUUCUCGGGGUGCCCCCAGGCAGAGGGAGCUGCCCCUUGACAGGACCUCUACCCUUUGACCUCAUCUACACAGACUACCACGGCAUGCAGCAGAUGAAGCAGCACAUGGGGCUUUCGCUCAAGAGACACAAGUGCCACAUCCGUGUGAUUGACACCUUCGGGACAGAGCCGGCCUACAACCAUGAGGACUACGCCACCCUGCACGGCUACAGGACCAACUGGGGCUACUGGAACCUCAACUCCAGACAGUACAUGACCAUGUUCCCCCACACUCCAGACAACUCGUUCAUGGGCUUUGUGUCUGAGGAGCUGAACGACACGGAGAAGAGGAGCAUCAUGCAGAACAAGGUCAACAACAUGGCUGUGGUUUACGGCAAGGAGGCCAGCAUGUGGAAGCUCCAGCAGGGUAAGGAGGGUUUCCUCCAGAUCCUCCACAGGUACAUGGAGGUCCACGGGACGGUGUACUACGAGACCCAGCGCCCCCCCGAGGUGCCUGCCUACGUCAAAAACCACGGCCUGCUGCCCCAGCACGAGCUGCAGACGCUGCUCCGCAAGGCCAAGCUCUUCAUCGGGUUUGGUUUCCCCUACGAAGGGCCCGCCCCUCUGGAGGCCAUAGCCAAUGGGUGCAUCUACCUGCAGCCCAAGUUCCACCCACCGCACAGCUCGCUCAAUCACGAGUUCUUCAGAGGCAAGCCCACGUCUAGAGAGGUGUCGUCCCAGCACCCGUAUGCAGAGCAGUACAUCGGGCGGCCCCACGUCAUGACAGUAGACUACAACAACUCCCAGGAGUUUGACGCCGCCAUCAGACAGAUCAUGAGUACCAAGGUCGAGCCAUACCUACCGUAUGAGUACACCUGCGAGGGAAUGCUGGAGAGGGUACACGCCUACAUACAGCAUCAGGACUUCUGCGCCCCCGAGGCCCCCUUCCCUCCGGCCAACUCCUCCUCCUCCAAGCUGGGGCUUAGUAGUCCGGGUAGCCCUGGGCCUCAAUUUGUCCUGCUUCCCAACUCCAGUGCCCUAACCUGGGCCCCCGACGCCAGCGCCCCCGACGCCUGGCCACCUCUCAGCUCUCUGAGGCUGCUGGCGUCCCAGGAGGGCCAGUCGUGUGUGGAGGCGUGCCAGCGUGCCAACCUGGUCUGUGAGCCCGCGCUCUUCCGCUUCGUCAAUAACAAGGAUGCCCUCCGUGGGUUAGAGGUGCAGUGUGAGGUGGUGGAGGCGGAGGUCAACCACGUGUUCCCGGCCUUCUCCGUCCUACGCCGGGAGUGCAGCCUCCAGAAGGACCCCCUCCUCUACAGCUGUGCCGGCCACAGCCCCAAGUACCACCGCCUCUGCCCCUGCCGGGACUACCGCCGCGGCCAGGUUGCCCUCUGCCGAGACUGCUUAUGAGGAGGGGCCAGGAGUUUUUCCAAUGAACGCCUGACUCGGCAAUGUGGCUAGGAAAAACUCCAGGCGCUCUAGUUAUAGCCUAUGAAUUGUAGACUAUAAACUAUGGACUAUAAGCUCAACCAGCCCUGGUGAUGAUGCUAGGAGAGGGGCUGGCUAAAACCGAAGGACCCCCCCCCCCCCCCAACUGGAAGACUUGGUUCAAAGCUACCCACUGAGCUUGAGUGGGUUGUUGUCCCAUAGUCACCCACCCUCCUUCAUUCCUUGGUUUCUAAAUGGACUAAUAUGUUUCUGAUAUGAGCCUAUGGAUAGUUUGCCUCAAAGCUCUUCACUGGCCUAGGAGAGAUGUGCUGGACUAUACUGCAACGGGUAUAACCGUUCACCAUGUGGCCACAGGAAAACACAGUAAUCCACAAUAGGGAAACGGCUAUAUCGCCAUCUAGCUAGCUACCUAACUAAAUACCUAGAGGAGACCACUGACCCGAAGAUCAUUGAUUUGCUGCUACAAUAUCAAUAAUUGGACUUUAACCCUCCAAGACCAGGGAGUUUAGAGAGUAAUCGACCUGGGGACGUUAACAGGUGACACGGCGUGUGUCAAACUCCUAGAAAACUCCUCUCAUUGGCGUUGUGCUUUGACAAUGGAUGAUGGACACUCAGACUCUCUCCUUUAAAAGAUGAACUCUUUCUUUUGUGCAACUAAGAUAACCCUGGCUGCCGACGUAGUCAAUGCAAUCAUCUCUGUUGCGCUAAAAUGGACUAAAACAGAUUAAAGAUUAUUUUUUAAUAAAGUGAAUGUUUUGAGCUCUGCUACUGCAAGAACAGAGGAUUUUUAAGAACCUUUCGGUGGUUUUGUGACGGAAAUAAAAUGAAAUAAAAACGGAAAGUUAAAAAGA